UGUCUUCAUCUCAGGAUCUCAUUCAAAGCUACAGAAAAUCUGUUUUCUGUCUGAUUGGACUAAAUAUCUUUGGUCAUGAUCACCUCGUCUACUAACGGCAGAACGUCUGCAGCACAUUUUACUUCCAUUUCAUUGGUAUAGAGGCUCAUUAUGAGGGGAUACUAUGAAGGGUCUGAACUUGUACAGUAUAUGAGGGUUAAAAGGUAAAAGAUGCUUUACAUAGAUAAACAACGUUCCAACAACAACAACAACAACAGAGCAGCAGGAAAGACAAAAGGAGAAAACAAAUGCUGUAAAAAAAGAAUAAAAGAAUCAGCUUUAUAAAGCUGAGUUUUGGAGCUUAUUUGACAUUAAACAUGAUAUGUACACAGUACAUUGUGUGAUGUGUCUGGGUCUGAUGAGUCUGUGGAGUCAGCAGGUGGUGCUGUUUGACUGAUAAACUGUCUCACAGGGAGCAGAGGAGGAAAAAAUAAAAACGUGUCCAGUAGAGAAGCUGGAGGAUUGAUUUCCUGGUUGGAGCCACACCUCAGACAGAGAGAGAGAGAGAGAGAGAGAGAGAGAGAGAGCUGGUUAAUGAUCCCACACUGCAGAUCUCAUUCUGCUGCUCGUCUGUUCGCUGGCUGAUCGUCUCUUGGAAGUGAAUCUGCAGCUCUCGACUCCUCAGUUUGGAUUUAAAAACACACAUUUUGGAUUUUUGUCACUUUUCGAGGAGUUCACACAGUUUUCUCUUUUACUUCUGGACGUCUGAGGAUCAGUGAGUUUAAUCUGAUCCUCACUGGAUAUUUUCUUCAGUCUGCGUCCUCCUGCUGUCCGUCAGUGGACGGUAUUUAGCUCCAGGUGGGGUAUAUUUUGGGGGUUUUUUUGGUCGUCCGUGUGUCAGCUGCGGUGCAGUUUUCGGCUGAAUGCCCCAGGAUUACCCGCAGGCUGCAGUUCCUCCUCCGGCCUGCAGGGCGGCAGCAGCGAGCAGCAGCAGCCGGCCGCUGGAGACGCGGAGCGUCGGCAUGAGUGACUUCUGGCACAAGAUGGGCUGCUGCGUGGUGGCCAAACCACCGCCGAAGAAGAAGAGGAGGAGGAUUGAUCGCACUAUGAUCGGAGAGCCGACAAACUUCAUCCACCUCACACACAUCGGCUCCGGAGAAAUGGCAGAAGGCCUUCAGCCGUCGGGGUCAGUUCAGGAGCAGAUGAGAUCUAAAGGCCCAAAUAUGAACGGCAGGAACAGCCUGUUAUAGCCGGACUGUAUGAAACUGAUGCAGACCAGCUGACCCACAUCCUCCCUCCUCCCCGCCGACUCUUCACGCUCCUCCUCUGAUCCGGCUCCCCGCUGACGUGUCCUCGAGCAAGGCACUGCAUCCCCGCCAGCUGCGGCGGGGGGGGGGGGGGGGGGGGGGGGGGGGCGCUGUCCUGACCCGCAAACACGCCAGACUUCCUCCGUGGAGGAUCAUCAGAUGGAAAGAAUCUCGCUGUCGUCUCCUUUCAAGUCAACUCAAGAUUUUUUUUACAAGCCUGGAUUGAAAAUCAGCAUCUGACCCUGAAAACAAACAUAAAGGCAAAGACUACAUUUCCCAGCAUGCCUUUGAGCUUCCUUCACUUCCUCAUUUUACUCGUUCAAACACCAAAAUCACAAAACAUUUUUAUUAGAGGAUUCAAUCAAAAAAAAAAAAACGUAUUUGAAAACAAAUUGCAAUUGUCUGCAUGUUUUCCACCACUAGAGAGCAGACACGAGGACGCUUCCCCUGUCAGUAUUAACAUAAACACAAAGAUGACAUCACUGGACUCCAUUUCCCAGAAUCCCUCUCUAUUCAGGAUAUCCGAUAAAUGACAGAAUGUCUGUAUUUAAGAAAGAAAAAAAAAGUCUUUCAGGCUCCAAAGUGUUUCAAAUUCUCACAGGAUUAAUAAAAGACCACGUUUCCCAGCAUGCACAGGGGCUACACAUCUACAGGUUAUACAUGACUACAACUUCCACAAUCCUUCACUUUCAUUUCAACCCUCAUGCUGGUGGAAAACGUUUCCUUGUUAGACAUCAUUUCCCAGGAUGCUUCACUCUGCUCAGCUCUGCUCUGCGUUCAGCCUCUAAAGGAUUCAUGUGCCUGUUUUCUUUUAUCCCC
Messenger RNA from Thunnus maccoyii (southern bluefin tuna), 2105 nucleotides. RefSeq names its product CDC42 small effector 1 (gene cdc42se1). The coding region runs from base 903 to 1229 and encodes 108 amino acids. Gene Ontology annotation, molecular function: small GTPase binding. Gene Ontology annotation, cellular component: plasma membrane. Gene Ontology annotation, biological process: regulation of Rho protein signal transduction. The record is from RefSeq and is a predicted model, not a curated record. The transcript is spliced from 5 exons. Lineage: Eukaryota; Metazoa; Chordata; Actinopteri; Scombriformes; Scombridae.